GUGUGUGUGUGUGUGUGUGGUUGUUGUGGCGGUUGUUUGUUCUGCUGGCUGUGGUCGACUUGUGGCGGCAGGCCUUCCCAUGCCCGUGUGCUGCCAAUGCGGCGAGACCAAGACCCGGUCACAGUUCUCGCGCAGCCAGCUGCGGAAGGCCGAGGGCCGUCGAUGCCUGUUGUGUGUUGAGGAGUCGUCGACCAAGCCGCGGAAGACGACAUCGCUGCCCAAGGCCAUCCGCAUGGCUCCUGGCGACGAGGUGGCCGACGGGAGCGGGGCGGAAGCCGCCGCGAGCACCGGGCUUGGCUCGGGCUCGGCCGAGGCUGCAACUGCGGCGCGGCCGCGGAAGGGGCGGAAGCGGCGCAGACGGCGUGGGCGGCGCGGCGGGCGGCGGAAUCGCAACCGGAGGCGCAAGGAGGCGAUUCUUGCAGCGGCGCAGGCCGAGCUUGCCACGCCGCUCUCGAACCAGACGGAGCCGCUGGUCGAGUCGUCGCUGGCGCGGGCGACACAGCUUGGCGACGUGACGCUUGUCAAGAUGCUGGAAGCUGUGCUCUCGUCGCUGCGGUCGGUGCAGGAUUCGGUGCCGGACAUUGGCGCGCCGCCGGUGCUGGACACGACCGAGCCGAUUGCGGUGGCUAUCGACGUGGGCGAGGAGGUGGCGGUGGAGCUGUCGACUGGCGGACGUGAGUCUGGCUCGGGGCACACCUCGGACGAGGUCCACACGGUGCUGGAGCUGCUGCAGACCCCGACCCGCGGCUCGAUUGCACGACCGGGCAAGUUCAACACUACGCUCCCAGAUUCUGACUCGUUUGCCUCGGAAGAGUACGAUGAGGACGACGGCGACGUUGCGGGAGAGCUUAGCCUCGGCGGAAGCACGACCGGGCCGGCGGCGGAAAGUAAGUCGCCGGUGUCGAGUGCAGCGGCGCUGCCGUCGGAAGACGUUGACCUGUUUGACCGGCUCGAGUCGGGCGUGCCAGACUCGGCACAGCUCUUCUCGCCGGCCGGCUCGGACUCUGGCGACGACCUGAGUGCGUCGAGCACUGGGUGCGACGAGCACUCGUUCGACGGCGAGCACGGGAGCGACGAUGAGGGCGACGCCGACUCGGAGUUUGACGCUGGAAGCGAGGACGAGUACGAUGCAGGAUCAGAGGCGUCGUGGGAAGACACGUUUCCGUUUGAGGAGAACAUCUUUGCGCUCAACCACCGGUUUGUGUUUGUGGAGAACAUUGCGACCACCAAGGACAUUGUGGUGUACCGGGCGCUGGACCGCGAGACAAAGAAGCUUGUGGCGAUCAAGAUUGUGGACGGGCUUGAGGGCGAGAAGGAGCCCAAGGAGGUGCGGAUCUCGGCAAUUGUGUCUGGCCAUCCGUGCGUGGCGCACAUGAUCGAGUGGUAUCCGAUUCCGUCGACGCAGUGCUACGCGAUUGUGUCCGACUGGGUUGAGGGCGUGGAACGCGAGGAGAUCAAGCCGCGGCACGCGUGCCUGUACAUUCGCGACACGCUGGCGGCGCUGGUGCACGUGCAGGACAAGGGCAUUCUCUACCGCGAUGUCAAGCCUUCGAACAUGCUACUGCGGCGAGAUGGCAAGGGUGCCAUCAUGAUUGACUUUGACUGCGCCACCUUUUAUGACGGCGGGCGCAACCACCUGUCGCAGUUGGGAACCGAGGGCUACAUGGCGCCGGAGAUGAUGGCGAUUGCCGAGUUGCGCAACGAAGGCGUGCCCGACGAAGACAUUGAUGGCUACGGGCUUGAGGUCGACGCGUACUCGGUGGGCAUUCUCCUCGGUGAGGUGCUCUUCCGCAAGGAGGACGAGGGCGAGACGUCCAAGGAGGACUUUCUGCGGUACAUCUCGCUGCUGCCGCACUCGCAGCAGCAGUUGCCGCAGUACGACUUGCUCCUCAAGCUGCUGGAAAACGAUCCGGACAAGCGAAUUGACCCGCGCGAGGCGCUCCAGCACCCGUUCUUUAAGGAUCUGCCGCCGAUCGGCUUUGGCUCGCUUGAGUUCUUCGACUCGAGCGAGGGCGAGGAGUCGGAUGACGACUCGGCUGGCGACGACGAUUCGCACGACGGCGUCAGCGGCAGCGGGAGUGGUGGCGACGGUGACGAGUGAGCUCUUCACGUGUGGGUGGUGGACGGCAAGUGACGUGCUGUCAUCGGUGGCGGGCGGGGCCGCUGCCGCCAUGGGCCGAGUGCAGCUGC
This is a messenger RNA of Thecamonas trahens ATCC 50062, 2190 nucleotides long. RefSeq names its product serine/threonine protein kinase. The transcript is spliced from 2 exons. Gene Ontology annotation, molecular function: protein serine/threonine kinase activity; ATP binding. Bases 80 to 2101 code for a protein of 673 amino acids. Gene Ontology annotation, biological process: protein phosphorylation; mitotic DNA damage checkpoint signaling. Gene Ontology annotation, cellular component: nucleus; cytoplasm. NCBI's taxonomy places the organism in Eukaryota, Apusomonadida, Apusomonadidae. The record is from RefSeq and is a predicted model, not a curated record.